AUCGCACUCUAGCUGAAUUCCUUGUUAUGCUUGACGAUUAUGAACCCUUGAUUCCCAAUGAAGUAACAGACUAUUAUCUCCAGAGGGUAGGGUUUGAAUGCGAAGACGUGCGGCUAAAACGCCUGCUUUCCUUGGCUGCACAGAAGUUCGUAUCAGAUAUUGCUGCCGAUGCCUACCAGCAUGCCCGUAUACGUACGAACGCCGUUGGUGGUCGUGCCCGAGGCCCCCUCACUGGGCCAGGGUCAAAGGAUAAGACAAGGACCGCGCUGACCAUGGAUGACUUGAGUGCCGCGUUGGCCGAGUACGGCAUUAAUGCUAAAAAACCAGAAUUUUAUCUGUGA
Molecule: messenger RNA, 341 nt
Organism: Suillus subaureus
Lineage: Eukaryota; Fungi; Basidiomycota; Agaricomycetes; Boletales; Suillaceae
Product: transcription initiation factor TFIID 23-30kDa subunit-domain-containing protein
Exons: 4
Biological process (GO): transcription initiation at RNA polymerase II promoter
Cellular component (GO): transcription factor TFIID complex; SAGA complex; nucleus
Molecular function (GO): RNA polymerase II general transcription initiation factor activity; promoter-specific chromatin binding
Source: RefSeq, a predicted model, not a curated record